GGGUGCGGGCGCGGGGGAGCCAGUGGCCCACGCCUGCCACACGCAGACGCCCCAGCUCAGCUGGGAUCCGAGCUCCAGGCUUGUGGAGGAGCAGGGUGGGAGCCAGGGAGGUGGGGGCAGGAGGGUAGGUCUCUUCCUCCAGCUCCCACCACACCCCAGCCAGCUCUUUUCCUGUUAUCUGAGCUGCGGGAAGAGAUGCCGGCUACCUAGGCUCAGAGGAAAGCGGCAGCCAGGGACCUGGCCUGCGCCGGUCCCUGCCAGCCUUGGGGCCUAGUGUCGGGCCACGCUGUCUGGGAACAGAUAGGAAGACACUCCCACUCCACCAUCACACUGGAAACUCAGCCAGGCAUUCACUGAAUGGUUAUUGCCCCGCAUCGGCCAGCAGCCUGGACAGUCACCGAGGGAUGAGGACGCUACCGCCCAGUGGGACGCCCUUUCCGCCCGCGCGGCCCCAAGCGCACAGCGCCCAGGAGCCGGGCCGAGCUUGACGCCCCGUCGCCUCCCCUCGCGCCCAGGGAUCUGCGAGUGACCCGACCACCACCUCCCGGCUGCAUGGAGCGGCUGCAGAAGCAACCACUUACCUCCCCCGGGAGCGUCAGCUCCUCCCGAGACUCCAGUGUUCCCGGCUCUCCCUCCAGCAUCGUGGCCAAGAUGGACAACCAGGUGCUGGGCUACAAAGACUUGGCUGCCCUCCCCAAGGACAAGGCCAUCCUGGACAUCGAGCGGCCUGACCUCAUGAUCUACGAGCCCCACUUCACCUAUUCUCUCCUGGAUCACGUGGAGCUGCCCAGAAGCCGGGAGCGCUCGCUGUCACCCAAAUCCACAUCCCCCCCACCGUCCCCAGAGGUGUGGGCGGAUAGCCGGACCCCUGGAACCAUCUCUCAGGCUUCAGCCCCAAGAACCACUGGGACCCCCCGAACCAGCCUGCCCCAUUUCCACCAUCCUGAGACCACCCGCCCAGAUUCCAACAUCUACAAGAAGCCACCCAUCUACAAGCAGAGAGAGUCCAUGGGAGGCAGCCCUCAGAGCAAGCACCAGAUUGAGGACCUCAUCAUUGAGUCAUCGAAGUUCCCUGCAGCCCAGCCCCCUGACCCCAACCAGCCAGCCAAGAUCGAGACUGACUACUGGCCAUGCCCCCCAUCGCUGGCUGUUGUGGAAACAGAAUGGAGGAAGCGGAAAGCAUCCCGGAGAGGCGCAGAGGAGGAGGAGGAGGAGGACGACGAUGACUCCGGGGAGGAGAUGAAGGCCCUCAGGGAGCGCCAGAGAGAGGAACUCAGUAAGGUCACUUCCAACUUGGGAAAGAUGAUCUUGAAAGAAGAGAUGGAAAAGUCACUGCCGAUCCGGAGGAAAACCCGCUCCCUGCCCGACCGGACACCCUUUCAUGCCUCCUUGCACGGUGGAACAUCAAAGUCAUCUUCCCUCCCGGCCUACGGCAGGACCACCCUGAGCCGGCUGCAGUCCACAGACUUCAGCCCAACCGGGAGUGAGGCUGGAAGCCCAGGCCUGCAGAACGGAGAGGGCCAGAGGGGGAGGAUGGACCGGGGGAACUCCCUGCCCUGUGUGCUGGAGCAGAAGAUCUAUCCCUACGAAAUGCUGGUGGUGACCAAUAAGGGGCGAACCAAGUUGCCUCCAGGUGUGGAUCGGAUGAGGCUGGAGAGGCAUCUGUCAGCCGAGGACUUCUCCAGGGUGUUCGCCAUGUCUCCUGAAGAGUUUAGCAAGCUGGCUCUGUGGAAGCGGAAUGAGCUCAAGAAGAAGGCUUCCCUCUUCUGACCGCCCCACACUUCCUGACUGACCCUCACCCCUGCGGCUCUCUGGAGCUGGGUCACUGGACCCUAAAGCAUCAUCUCUCGGGGGGGGGCACAGAAGUGGGCAGAGGUGGGGUUGGCUGCAUUCGCUAGGUCAAGGGGAGCCCGGUCUUCUCUCAGUGCUGGGCUGUGGGACAUGGACCUUCUUCCCAUAAUGAGCCAGGGGCCUCCCCUCCUCCCUAGUCCUCACUGCACAGGGCAAACCCAGGCUGGACUCCAGCACUCAGAGUUAAUGUCUGCACCCUCUCCCUGCCCCCACCCCAUGAAGAGAGGUCCCAGAAGAGGGAGUGAGGCGACCUGGACAUGGCACGUGGUGCAGGCGGUUGAUGUCUGGAUCAGUAGGUGGGUAGAGCCCUCAGCCUGCGGAGGAGGUGAGGCAGGAAGCAGCAGGCAGGCAGGCACAGCUCCAGGACCCCAUCUGCCCAGCACUCCUCCUCGCCUCACCGGGAGGCUCCCCCUGCACCUGGGCCUCCCGCCUCUGACUCCAGUAGGAGCAAGGCUGAGCUCAGCCUCCAGCAGGGAGGCCGCCCUGCCCGCCAGUUUACCCUCUGACCUCCUUGCACAUCCUAUGCUUUGAAGCCUCAUGCUCAGCUCUGUGGCUUCCCCAGAAGCCUUGGCUUAGAGUGGAGAUGUCGCCUAUACCGAACCCCAGGCCCCCAUCAGCCUCCAGGCACAGUGAGCUAGACUCCUACCUUCUGACACCAGGAUCCUAGGCAGGACCAGGCCUUCAGGCUCCCUCAGAUGGGAACAAGAGGCCAGGCCACCAGGUCCCACCCAUACCCAUGCAUCCCCCACCAUGCUCUCUAAAGAAUGUAAUUUAUUGGGGCACCCCAGCUGCUUCCUCACCCAACUCUCUGCCCUACCUAAUCACAUUCCCAGCUUUUCUUCUCUACAAAUACAUAUGUGUAUAUAAUUAUAUAUAUAUAUUUUUUGCCCAGGUCUGGGUUUUGUUCCUGCCCAGACCCUGGCAUCCCUUUCCACUGUGUGUAUGUGUGAGAUGAUACUGGGGGAGGGGAACUCUGCUUGGAAUUAAAAGGUUGCAUUGGGUCCCCAAA
Molecule: messenger RNA, 2860 nt
Organism: Myotis myotis
Lineage: Eukaryota; Metazoa; Chordata; Mammalia; Chiroptera; Vespertilionidae
Gene: DMTN
Product: dematin actin binding protein
Exons: 17
Coding region: 553-1770 (405 amino acids)
Biological process (GO): actin filament bundle assembly; lamellipodium assembly; cytoskeleton organization
Cellular component (GO): actin cytoskeleton; plasma membrane
Molecular function (GO): actin filament binding
Source: RefSeq, a predicted model, not a curated record